This is a messenger RNA of Phytomonas sp. EM1, 1608 nucleotides long. NCBI's taxonomy places the organism in Eukaryota, Euglenozoa, Kinetoplastea, Trypanosomatida, Trypanosomatidae. The record is from the annotation of a GenBank genome assembly.
AUGCACUUCCUGCGUUCGCCAACGUGGUCCGUCUACGAUGGCGAAGGUCAGCCAUUUGACUUUAACGGGAGUGAAGAGGGGGCGCCUUACGUGCCCUACGUCUCCGAGGCGCCACCCUUUCUAACGCUUCGCUCGUCCGGGCUUAAAAAGGAGGCGCUGAUGCGACAUGGCGUGCAAAGCGCUGUGUACACCGCCUACGAAGCAAUGGAGGCGGUCAGGGAAGGAGAAGGAGAGGGUGCGAACGCACGGCGGCGGUUUGCUGUGAAGCGUCUUUUCACGCUUCCGAACGACUUUGGCAUUCGUGGCGUUCCGGAAACCGCGCUGCGUGAGGUCACCCUCCUCUGGAUGCUGCAGCAGAAGCAGGAGGCGUUGCUUGGGCGACGGCAAGAUCUCGUUGGCGGCAACCAGGAUGAGGAAACCCCGCUCGAUCCUACGACAACGACGUCGUUUUCCUCGGCGGGCGGGGCGUAUUUGGAUAACACGGCGCGCAUCCUCACUUUCUAUCGCGCGGUCGAGGCGCCGCAUCGGGAGCUUUGCCUGAUCAUGGAGCUCUGCGCGAUGGAUCUCUCGCGCGUGGUAAUCUCGCAUACGAAGAAGUUCACCGCCUGUCAGGAUUUGGAUAUCGCUCGAUCCUUCACGUCGGCAUUGCCGUCUGCCUCGAAUUCGGCUGAAAUGGGUGCCUUUGUGCGCGCCUGCCCGGGGACGAUCCGUCAUAUUGAUCGCAAGCGAUGCCCGAUUCUGAGCCAGAUGUGCGUUGUGCGCUACCUGCUUCGCCGUCUUCUCCGCAUGGUGUGCUUUCUCCACGAGGAGUGCGGUAUCCUUCAUCGGGAUUUGAAGCUGAGCAAUAUUUUAAUCACACAAGAGGGUGGCCUGCGGCUCUCCGACUUCGGAUCGGCGAGGCUUCGAAUGCCAGGGUUCCUCCCUCACGCGGCUGCUUCUACUCUCGAGCGGAAGGACGCGCCUGUGCAGGGGGAUGUGGCCUACACCCCCGCCACGAUGCGCACGACGAAAAUCUAUCAGCCACCUGAAUGCCUGUUAGGGGACUGCCUUUACUCGACCACGAUUGAUAUGUGGUCGGUGGGUGUUAUUUUUGGCGAGCUUGUUCGUCAAAGUCACCUGUUUCACGGGGAAAGUGAACUGGCGGUGAUUGGAGAAAUAUGGGCGCUGCUCGGGGUGCCGUCUUCGGGGGAGGCGGGAUCGGACUCGCGUCGCCCCGCCGACCCCCCGCCGGAGCUUGGGGUAAGGUGGAGUCCACCAACCGGUCCUUCAAACGGAAUCCAUCCAUCCAGCACGACGACGGAGGGGAAGGGAUUACGUUGUAAAUUCCCGCUAUCCGUUCUAUCAGAGGAGGGGUUUGAUCUGCUGCAGCGAAUGCUCUGUCUGGAUCAUUCUCGGCGCAUUACCACGCGAGAGGCCCUCCAUCAUGUUUUCUUAAAAUUCGAAGGAGACCAGGCCGAUGACGACGUCGGGGCGAAACUUUGGAAACAAAAGGUAGCUGAAAUCCUUGAUGAGGGGCAGAAGUCAGUUGCAAUUCAGAUGCCUUUAUUGGCAGAAGAUCACGACGAUGACGCUUAUGUUAUACCUAACUUUGCAAUUAAUCUGCGUUAA